This is a messenger RNA of Labrus bergylta (ballan wrasse), 3706 nucleotides long. It is a transcript of the gene sppl2b, whose product is annotated as signal peptide peptidase-like 2. The record is from RefSeq and is a predicted model, not a curated record. Gene Ontology annotation, cellular component: Golgi-associated vesicle membrane; cytoplasmic side of endoplasmic reticulum membrane; lumenal side of endoplasmic reticulum membrane. Lineage: Eukaryota; Metazoa; Chordata; Actinopteri; Labriformes; Labridae. Gene Ontology annotation, molecular function: aspartic endopeptidase activity, intramembrane cleaving. Gene Ontology annotation, biological process: membrane protein proteolysis.
GUUGAGGGGCUUGAGCCGAACGGUUGGUUGGUCAAUGGGGGAAACAACAACAAGCUAGGCAUCAUGAGGGUCCCUGAAACACUGAUAUGGGCCGCUUUUCUCAUCCAAAAGGUGGUGGGAGAAUACGGCAUGGCCCAUUUCAGUGACACAGGUAAGAGCAAAGGAAAGGAUUACUGCAUAUUCUUCAACUCCCAGUGGGCUCGUCUACCUCAGGACCUCAACAAGGCAUCACGUCUCCAGAUCCACGACUUGACAACAUCAGUCCUGUGUUCGGCAACCGACGUCCCGGAGGGUGGUUUCCCAAACCGCAUCCCCAUGGUGAUGAGAGGCAACUGCACGUUCUAUGAAAAAGUCCGACUGGCCCAGCUUAAUGGCGCCAAGGGCCUGCUCAUUGUCAGCAAGGACAGACUGACACCACCAGCAGGAAACAAGACUCAGUAUGAGGAGAUUGACAUUCCUGUAGCGCUGCUCAGCUACUCUGAUAUGCUGGAAAUAAGCAAGACCUUUGGGAAAGGGAGACUGGUGGCCAUGUACGCGCCCAAUGAGCCGGUGUUGGACUAUAACAUGGUGAUCAUCUUUUUGAUGGCGGUAGGAACAGUAGCUGUUGGAGGUUGCUGGGCAGGCAGCAGAGACCACAAGAAACGCUACAUGAAGCAUAAGCGGGACGACGGCGCAGAGAAGCAGGAUGAAGAGACCGUAGACGUCACGCCCAUCAUGAUCUGUGUGUUCGUGGUCAUGUGCUGCAGCAUGCUGGUGCUACUCUACUUUUUCUACGACAGCCUCGCCAUUUGGGUCAUCGGCAUCUUCUGCGUGGCCUCCUCUGUUGGCCUCCACAGUUGUCUUUGGCCUUUUGUCAAGAGACUUCCUUUCUGCAAGUGCAGGGUUCCAGAGAACAACUUGCCGUACUUACACAAACGACCACAGAUCCGCAUGUUGCUGCUGUCCGCAGUCUGCAUCGGUGUCAGCAUCACCUGGAUGGUGUUCCGCAAUGAAGACCAGUGGGCGUGGGUGUUACAGGACGCCCUGGGGAUCGCCUUCUGCCUCUACAUGCUCAAAACAGUCAGACUCCCCACGUUUAAGGCUUGCACCUUACUGCUGUCAGUGCUUUUUGUGUACGAUGUUUUCUUUGUAUUUAUUACUCCCUUCUUCACAAAGACUGGGCAAAGUAUAAUGGUGGAGGUAGCGGCUGGUCCCUCAGAUUCCUCCACGCAUGAAAAGCUCCCCAUGGUGCUCAAAGUGCCACGGUUAAACUCCUCUCCUCUGGCUCUCUGUGACCGACCCUUCUCCCUCCUGGGCUUUGGGGAUAUCUUAGUACCAGGUCUGCUGGUGGCAUACUGUCACAGGUUUGACAUUUUAACACAAUCCUCCAGGAUCUAUUUUGUGGCCUGUACAAUCGCGUAUGGCAUCGGCCUGCUGAUCACCUUCGUGGCCCUGGCCGUGAUGCAGAUGGGUCAGCCGGCCCUGCUCUACUUGGUGCCUUGCACUUUGCUCACCAGCCUCACUGUAGCGCUGUGGCGCGAGGAGUUGCCCCAGUUCUGGACUGGAAGUGGAUUUGUGCCUGCCAUAGUCCUCGCACCCAUCAACUGUACACAAACUCCAGCACCGCAGGCAAAGGGACCCUCAACAAAACUAGAGCCACAAACUGAUGAGGCCACCAAUCAGAGCAAAGAUCCCCCCCAACCUCAAGAAACCCCCCCAGAAGAGAAAGACGAAGAGGAAAACAAAUCUGACCGAAAGGACAACUAGUACAGCAUUUCAUACUUCAUUUCAUGUUUUUAUUUGUUGUCGAGAUUCGUUUCUUUUUAUUUUGUUGCCUCAGUCAAUGGACAUUUGAAGUACAGACAUUUAUUUGCACUUGGUGCGAAGGGAAGAGCAGCAGAGGUUUGUUUUCCUGAAUUGCUGGCUCAGCGGGGCACCGGGACCGGACACAUAAGGUCUAGGCAUUAAACUGACACACUAAUUACCAAAUCUCCACAAACUCUUUCUACUAUUUAACAGUCUGGAACCUCAUAAUGAGAGUAAGAAGAAGCUUAACAGCCCUGAAGGCUCUGUUCAAACAGAUUGAUUACAAUUGAAUUAAUUUGCUAAGGAGAUUUUUUUUUUUUUAUUGGGGUGAGGUAAAUUUAUUUUUUUCAUGACUUGUUAGUAGUUUUGCUAAUUGCUAAUUCUCCUUUAAUUCGACUUCCUCUGAUGCUCCACAAAGAACAAAUGAUGGAGCUGCAGUGAUCAAACAACAAAAGAGUGGGCAUUUCCACUCUUUCCUGACAUGCUCGAGACCAACAUGACUGAGAAUCUGAAAAUGAUUUUAAAAAAGGGCAAAGAGAUCAAUCAUGGAAGUGAUUGCUGAUUUUAGCUCCACAGUUAAAAGGAGAUUGAUGUUAGUGGUACAAACACACAUUGACUUCUUUAUUAAAUAAAAGGGUAUUCAGUUUAAUAUAGUAUGACAUAUAGAGCUCAACUGUUAGAUCUUGUACUGGUUUGUUAGAAGUUUACUGCAAGUGCUCUGAAGUAGCCUAUAGAAGAAAGUUUUACCGUUGACCCUGCUGCUAUUUCAGUUCUUUAAAAGGUCUCAGUAUACUUCAAAUGAACAGGUUUUCAAAGCUACUGACAGGAGUUUUAAGCUGGUUAUGAAAAGAAAGACUGACAUUUAUACUGACCUCUUGAUGACCUAUAAAAGCAAAAGAGAACAAUAAGCAACAAGAUUGAUUAUUGCUCUAUAGUCAUUUGGACCCACUGAGGGGUUAGGUGUCAGACAAAGUGUUCAGCUGCAACCUGCCCAGACAGCCUCUUUUUUUUUUCUAGAGAUUCUUCACAGCAAAGACUCUUGAUGAGUGACACAUUAGUCUGUUAAAACAGUAGGAUGAGAUUCAUAUGCAAGAGAAAAAACAAAAGGGGGCCGGCAAAAUCGACACAAACCAAAAAGUUUUAAGACACGCACCUCAUGUAAAGCUGAGACCUUUAUUUUGAAAAGCACAAGCACUCACACAUCGUCACAAGCCAUUCAGCUCUCCAUAUUUCUCUCUGACAUAAACCACGGACAAAGAGUUUCACACACUUUCAAAUGUGGUGCUAUCAUGGUUGUUGACUGAGCCAAAGCUUUUACUUUGAUUUGUUUUCUCUUCUUUCUUUUUGAUGUUUUUUUUUUUCUCUUUUGCAUGCUAUGGUUUAAGAUUUCUACCCUUUCUAUAAAACCAGUGUAUAACCCUGUAGUGCAGACUUGUAUAACUUUUUGGUGGUGCAACAGGUAAAAUGUCGGAGACUUGAACCCCAAGUUGUAACUGAUAUCGUCUUAAGAAUUUGUUUUGGCCUUAAAUGCGUUAAAUCGGGGGGGGGCUGCAGCAGAAUUGGUAGAGAUUGCUUUAUGAUGAACACGAGUACUGUACCCUGAAUGCUGAUGUGCUGCAGUUUGAGCUGAGGAACGAGUGACGGGUUGUGUUACAGAUGUCUCUAGGUUGGUUUAUACGAAGCGUUUGCACAAUAUUUUUUGAACUUAUGAGCUGACAUUUGUUGGUUCAUGUCUAUAUAUGUCUAUGUAUAAAAAAAAAAAAUCGUAUACAGGGGUGUAAAGAAAAGAAAAGGUAUCACUAUAUCCAGUACUCAUCCUGUUUUUUCUGACCCAAGAGUGUCAUUCUCAUGUUAAUGAAGCCUGUUGAUCACCUCUGUGUAGAAGUAAAGGGUCAAAGAGUAAAAAAAAAAAAAAAAAAGA